Molecule: messenger RNA, 1428 nt
Organism: Cucumis melo (muskmelon)
Lineage: Eukaryota; Viridiplantae; Streptophyta; Magnoliopsida; Cucurbitales; Cucurbitaceae
Product: putative respiratory burst oxidase homolog protein H
Exons: 5
Coding region: 1-1428 (475 amino acids)
Cellular component (GO): plasma membrane
Molecular function (GO): NAD(P)H oxidase H2O2-forming activity; calcium ion binding; peroxidase activity
Source: RefSeq, a predicted model, not a curated record
AUGGCCAAUGAAAAUUUAACACAACAGCCUUCUUCACCAUUUGAUCGAAAUAAAACUAACCUUUUGAGUUUUCUGGAUGGUUCUAAACUCAAAUCAUGGGAUGAUGUUGAGAAAAAAUUCCACCUACAGAUGGUCAAUGGAAAACUUUUCAAGGAACAUUUUGGAGCCUGCAUUGGCUUUGAAGAGAGCUCUAAAGAUUUUGCCUAUGAACUGUUUGAUGUACUGUCAAAGAGAAAAAAGAUCAAGUUUGAGGAUGGGAUUACUCGGCAACAGUUGAAAGAGUUUUGGGAUGAAUUGAAAAAGGAUGAUCUGGAAACUAGGCUUGACAUUUUCUUUGACUUGUGUGAUUUGAAUGAUGACAAUAAGAUCUCAAAGGAAGAGAUUGAGACCAUACUGAAGUGGACUGCUUCUGCCAACAAUUUGAAAAGUAUUGAAAACCAAAUUGAAAACUACGCAUCUCUGAUCAUAAAAGAGUUUGAUCCAGACGGCAAUGGUUCCAUUGAGAAAAAGCACUUGGAACUUCUAGUCAAAGAGCUAAGCAAAUCUAAAGAGGCCAACGUGUUGAAGGGGGAAGUUGACGAAGAAGUAUCACAUUGGCCAGAUGUUUGCACUCUUGUAAGAGAAACAUUAGAAAUGAUCAAACAGAACAGAAAACAAAUCUGGUUUUCAACACUGUGGUUAGCCAUAAAUGUGAGUCUGUUUAUUUGGAAAUUCAAUGAAUACAAGGAGAAGAAGCCAUUUGAUUAUGAACUAAUGAAUUAUUGCAUUGGUAUUGCAAAAGGAUCAGCUGAGACUCUGAAAUUCAAUAUGGGUUUAAUUCUGUUUCUUGUUUGUAGACGCACAUUAACAACACUUAAAUCCACAUUUCUCAGCUCCAUAUUCCCAUUUGAUGAUUAUAUUUUCUUUCACAUGAUGGUUGGUUUAGCCAUUUCCAUAGCCACUUUUAUUCAUAUGGCUAUGCAUUUGGGAUGUGGGUUCCCGUUAUUAUCAACAUUAUCUUUAAGCUACAAGCUCAAGGGAAUUAUUGAGCCAAGUUUUGAUCACUCCAAAAAACCAAGUUAUUUUGAUUUGAUUUUGAGUGUUCCUGGUGUUACUGGAAUCCUCAUGUUCAUUAUAAUGGCCUACACCUUCAUACUUGGAAUUCCUUGUCUUAGAAAACGUAGUAGGGCUACAAGGAUAUUCUUUCGCCCUUUAAAAGGUUUCAAUGCCUUCUGGUAUGCACAUCAUUUGCUUUUUCUUGUCUAUGCCUUGCUGAUUCUUCAUGGCUACUUCGACUCGCUAGCUUCGGACUGGUUGAACAGAACGGCAGCAGUAUAUAGUAAAAAUGAUCUAGUAGCACUACGCUUGGAAAAACCUGAAAGAUUCAAGUACGAAAGUGGGAGUUAUCUGUAUGUGAAUUGCAAGGAUAUAGCACUAUGUGAAUGGUAA